Echinococcus granulosus is the source of this 1326-nucleotide messenger RNA. RefSeq lists its product as hypothetical. Lineage: Eukaryota; Metazoa; Platyhelminthes; Cestoda; Cyclophyllidea; Taeniidae. The transcript is spliced from 6 exons. The record is from RefSeq and is a predicted model, not a curated record. The coding region runs from base 1 to 1326 and encodes 441 amino acids.
AUGCAAGGCGUAGUUACACCCUGUGAGACCUCGGAGCACUCAGUGAGCGUAUUAGAUUCUGAAGCUGAACUUCCUUUUCAUCACUUGAUAGUACUGGAUGCUGUCAAGAGGCACUUCGGCUUUUGUGAUAUAUGUUGUGUGCGCCUUGCGGACCAGCGAGACCUUAUCGCUGUCGCGAAGACGGAUGAGACCACAUUGGACAUUUUCAUUCCUUGCAAUGCGCCAGCGGCUCCUAGUAGCAUCUCCUGGACAACAGAGCAUCUAGUGGAGCGCCUUCUGCCCCCUCCUUCCUCCCAUCGCCCUCUUACUGCUGCUAUCUCCAGACAUCUUCGCAGACAAAUCGACGAAGGAUCAAUAAGGUCGUGGGGUCUGCGCGGUGGUGGUGCGGGUAGGUAUCGGAGCGUCGCGUGUAGAUUUGGCGGGCGUGUCGUGGUAAUUCGAUGCAGGGCGGCGUCUGCAACGCUUGUGGCAUUUGCUUAUCCUCUCUUUGGUGCAACUCCUUCCUUUAUCUCCCAUCUUCAAAUCGGGGAUGUUUCAGCUAACCUUUUCUGGCACGAAAUUGUACGCCUCGUUCUUCAACGCAAUUCUCGUCUUUCUUUUCUCUCUUUUCGCACAAAAAACACUGUUCUUUGUGAGAUUGAGCUUCUCAUUCACCAAUUUCACCUCUCGCGCGUCUGGCAAGGAUACGACUGCCAUCCUUUGGAUGUAUUCCUUCGCGAUAUAAGCGAUCUCAAUGAUCCACUGGUGGUCGGUAUUUUACGAACUUGCCUUCUCCCCUACAUACAUGGCGAUGCCGACAUUAUCAAACUCUUACCAGUUUACCGUCUCAUCGACAUUAUGCUUUCGACCAGUGUCUGUGGAGCAUUUGCCGACUACCAUCCACGCGUUGUUGUAGCUAUGCUUGAAGACUGCAAUCUCGUAGAAAAUGCCCUUCGUUUCUGCGGCCAUUUACACACUCUUCUGGGUGAAUCGCAGCUGGAAGGUUGGGUUUCUCGUGUCUUCCCACUCUAUCAGCACUGCUCAGAACAGUUGGGCAUUUUCGGCACUUCCCUGAGGACGAAGUGGAGAUUUGACUGGCGCGAUGUGAGUUAUUUACUGGAACGUCUGGAGCGCCAAUCCUUGGAUAUUGGUGAUAGUGGUGGUGCUGGUAGUAGUAGGGUACCAAGACUCACCCAGGUGGCAUGUAGAGUCUUUCGGUAUACGAUGCGUCAGUACCUUGACGGAUUGCCACCCCCUAGACCCUCUUUCACGGCCCAAAUAGAAUCUCUCAAGGGGAUCCCACCUGCCGUAAAAAGAAUUAUCCUCUUCAAGGCAGAGGACAGUUGA